AUGACGCUUGAAGAGAAGGAUAAGAGCACGAGCGUGCUGGUCCUGCACGACGAGGGACUGGACCCACAUCCCUUCCUGGCCCGUCUGACGGGCACGCAAGUGCCGCCGAACGGAACGGAUGGAGCGGACGGAGAGGAAGCAGCGGUGCCCUGGACCAUCGACAAUAAGUACUACACUGCCGACAUCACUUUUGAGCCAAGGCCGUUGAGUCUGCCCGUCAACGCUGCGUACCCCGUACUGCUCUACGUGUUUUCUGGCCAGGCUCCCAACCCCCUCCCGGCCGAACUGACACGGCUGGUAGUCCGCGACCCGCCGCCCGACAUCACGCUUGCCGUUCGUGUUUCCGAGUUGCCCGAGAAUGGACGGGUUGGGGACUUAGACGAGGAGGUCUUCGACGAGCUCGGCGUUGAGGUUGUGGACGAGCUCGGCGGGGCGGAUGAGGAUGAUGAGCGGCCCCUCGACCCGCUCGAGACCGUCCGGCAAACCCUCAUGACCCACAUGUGGCCCAACAUGGCGCGUAAGCCGGCUCCAGGGCCCAGCGGGCGCUCCGCCCCCAGACCAGAGAUCACGAUCUCCUCAUCGCCUUCCUCUUCCCCCUCCUCAUCCCCUCAAAGACAAGGCUUCCCCGUCCUCUUUGCGAACCACACGGGUCCCCCGCCCGCCCAGCGACAGGGAACGGCCAGCGACUUCCCCACGCCUGAGCCGCACCCCAACCCCGACCCCCCCUCUGACGAUGAGGAAGAGCCGGAGAAUGGAGAUGGCGGCGCGUAUGCGCCCAUGGACGAUGAUGAGGGGAGCUUCGGGGAGUUUGCACAGCCGUCCGCGGACGAAUUUGCGCGCCUCGACGCCUGGCUCGAGGAUGAGGGUGAUGAUCUGGCGGCGUUGGGGAGAUUGAGGGCGUUGGCGGACGGAGCGGGGGGAUUCAGUGCCGCCGAACUGGGUGAUGAUUUCGGUCUGGGCCCGAUGCCCGGCCUGCCGUCGUCUGCGCUGCCCCCGUCCUCCGACCUCGCCGCUUUCGACAACCUGCACAUCUCCCCCUCCUCUGCUCCCAACGACUCUGCUCCCAGCUCGGCCAACGGCACGAACGGAGUGCCUGGGGGGAGCGGGUUCGAGGACGACUUCGGUCCCGCCCCGACCGUCGCUUCCGGAGAACCGAACAUUCCGCUCGACCCGACGCCGUUGUUGCUGCACUUGCAGAAUGUGCGCGCAGAACUGGCAGACGUGGAGGAUGAAGACGAACGUCGAGUCCGGGCGGCCAGGGAGGUCGCGCAGCUCAUGGGACAGUUGGGAUUUGGGGAGGGCGAUUUGGGCCUGGACGAGCUCGAGUUUGACGAUCAGUUAUAG
Molecule: messenger RNA, 1344 nt
Organism: Trichosporon asahii var. asahii CBS 2479
Lineage: Eukaryota; Fungi; Basidiomycota; Tremellomycetes; Trichosporonales; Trichosporonaceae
Exons: 4
Coding region: 1-1344 (447 amino acids)
Source: RefSeq, a predicted model, not a curated record